CUACAUUAUUUACAGGAAACAGCAGAGAUUAUUGCAUACUUUCAACAAACUUUUACAUAUUAAAAGUUUACAGUUAUCGGGUGACCAACCCCCUCCCUUCUUUGCCUCUCCACCGCCGCCCUGGGCGACUGCCAUCCAAAGUUCUGGAGCGUGUAAGCACCGAUGGUUUUUCAGAAAUGUUAGGGGCAAAAGGGCAACUUCGAGACAUACAGUCCCUGUUGGAGUUAAUUAAAGCUGCAGCCUGAGAUCACAUUUAGAUGGGUUGGAUCGUGCCAGCAGCAAUAGAGAGAGGGGCGUGUCUGCGCCUGGCCUGGAGGCACAUUAAUCGGUUCUGCUGGCGGAGCGGAGGACGGGAAAAACGCAGCGCUGCGGAGGGAGGGACGGAGGAAGAGAGAGCGAGAGAGAGAGACAGGGGAGGAGGAACUACUAGUGGGGAAAAAAAGUUAAAGUGAAAAUGGCUUCCUUGUCUUUAGAGUCUACAGAACAAUCUGAGAACAGCCCAGAGGAGCCAUCAGCAGCCGAGUCCAAAGAAGACAAAGAAACCGCCCGAGUUUCGGAACAUCUGCUCCAAAGUUUCCAGAAGUCGGCUCUGAGUUUCUCCACUGACCAGGUUUCGUGUCUGUGCGAGGCCCUGUUGCAAGCGGGUAAUGUGGAUCGCCUGUGGAGGUUUCUCUCCACCAUACCUCCUUCGUCCGAGCUGCUACGUGGCAACGAGACGUUGCUGAAGGCCCAGGCGCUGGUGGCCUUCCACCGGGAGGAGUUCAAGGAGCUGUACGCCAUCCUGGAGAGCUAUGACUUCCACCCGUCUAACCAUGGGUUCCUGCAGGACCUGUACCUCAAAGCCCGCUACAAGGAGGCGGAGAGGUCCCGGGGCCGCAGCCUGGGCGCCGUGGACAAGUACCGGCUCAGGAAGAAGUUCCCCCUGCCCAAAACCAUCUGGGACGGGGAAGAGACCGUGUACUGCUUCAAGGAAAAGUCCCGGAACGCUCUGAAGGAAUGUUACAAGAGCAACAGGUAUCCCACUCCGGACGAGAAGAAAAACCUGGCCAAAGUCACCGGACUGUCCCUCACACAGGUCAGCAACUGGUUCAAGAACCGCAGGCAGAGGGACAGGACCCCGUCCGGGACCCACAGCAAAAGUGAGUCUGAUGGGAACCACAGCACUGAAGACGAGGCGAGCGUCAUGGACGAAGCGGCGGACAAACCUGAGGAGACCGUCGGCUCCGGGGCUUCCAUCAUCUCCGUCUCGGCGGUGCCCUGCAGCGCCGGGAGCCAGCUCAUCCUCAACAGCUCCAGCGGCUUCCUCACAGCGCCGCAGCCUUUGCUGCUGAACGGAAACUCCCUGAUCUCCGGCGCCGGGGCUGGCGUCAUCAUCAACGGCCUGAGUCUGGGCGACUGCCAGACGGUCACGCUGAGUCCUGUCACCACCAGCUCUCCUUUGAUCCUGAACGGGGCUCAGGUCAUAGCCAAACCCGGGGUCGGCGCAGAGCAGCAGGAGGCGGUGGAGGCCAAGGCGGCGGUUCUGAGCAGCAACUUGCAAUCUUCCGAGGCCUCCGCCAUCGUUUCUCCUCCACUUCAAACCAAAGCAAAGAGCGGCAACAACAUGGAUUUUCACGUCCGCUGUGAAUCGGAAGGAGGCAGCCAGACGGUAUCCCCGUCCUCCUCGUCUUUAUCGCCCUCCCCGCCAGCUCUGUCUUCUCCCACCUGUCUUCCAUCUCUAGUCUUAACCCAGAACCCGCAACAUCAAGAGCCGCUCUCCCUCACAGCGCCUCUGUCUUCUGCAAGUGUAGCUAUUUCUAACUCUCCCAGUCAGCAGGGGGUUUCUCCCUCGUCGGUUUCUUCCAUCCACUCUGCCCCUCAUGUCAUCUCUUUGCCCCAAGUAGUGCCUUCCAUCCACUGUUCACCAGUCUCCCAUCUGGUCCAGGCGUCUUUAGGAUCCCAGUGCCCUCAGCUUGUCCCAGUAUCCCCACUCACCUCGCCGGCUCCAUCGUUCCAAAACCCUCCGACUCAAAACCUGGGUGGCAGACCACCGAAGCAGCAGAAAGAGCCCCCAACAACUGUAUCUGAAUCUGCUGCGACUGUGGUUUCGGUCUCAGAGCUAAGCAACGCUACCCUCCAGCAAAUAAACUCCACCCCCAGCAAAAUCCAGACUCCGCAGGUUCUCUCCGCGUCUUCCCCAACUCCAGUAGUGCCGGUGUCACAAGCCAAAGGCAGCAGCGCCUCUGCACAGUUAGUCUCUCUCUCCAUGCCUCAGCUGGUCCCCGUCUCCUCCAUCCAGACCUCCUCCAACGUCUCUUUCCCUCAGGUGGUGCCGGCCAGCCCGGCUCUCUCCAUCCCCUCGGCCGGGUUGCCUUUGCAGAUCCUGGCUUCAGCUCCCGGAUCCGGAGGGGCUCCGCAGACCCCGCUCCGGAUAAACCCGCUGAGUCCAAUUCAGAGAGUGGGGAACCCGAGCAGCGUGGCCCCCGCCGUGCAGCUCCUGAACCCUGGGAUCAUUCAGCUACCUUCCUCUCCAACAGGGAACCUCGUUCUUGGUGGAAGUCCUUAUCUGAGUGUCCAGCAGGGGAAGCUGAUUCUGACCAUCCCAGCAGGGAUCCAGCUCACCAGUUUACCCCUGAAACCAGUCCCAGACGCACCCACCAUCUCUGCCAACGGCGUGGCGGGGCUUCUUGGCCCCUCCGCGCCUCCCGUGGCCCACCAGCCUCCGUCCGCCCCCGGCUCGACCUCCGCCGGUCCGGCAGCUUCGCCCUUGAACUUCAUCAGCUCGUCCCCUCUGUACUGUGCUCCGGACUCCGCCGUCGCCACCAGCCAGGCGCUCGCGGACCAGCCCGUCACCAUGACGACACAGAGCUCGCUCACUCCGGAGAGCCUGCUGGCCCUCGGCCCCAUGUACAGCGGCGUGGCGCCGAGCCUCCAGCUGUCCCAGCCGGCGUGGAGCCCCGUGUCGCUCUCCACCUCGGCCAGCCUGACGCUGUUUGACAUGCGGGGGAAGGGCGAGCUGCCCGUAGACCUCGGCCUGCCCGGCGGCGAGUCGCUCCUGCUGGGGAGCCCCUCGCAGGGGCAGGACGAGGACGCCAGGUCUCCCCUGGGGGACCCAGAGGAGAUGGACGGGGACCCCAAGAUCCUCACUCAGCUCCAGUCGGUCCCCGUGGAUGAAGACCUGGGUUUGUAGUCUCCUAAAACUGUACGCUGGCGACGAUGAUCCUCUGAAAGACUUUAGUUUCUCCUCAUGACCCGACAUGUUACCUUCACACUCUUUAAACAUAUUAAUUAGGUAUUUAAACGCUUUAAUGCCUUCACAGUCCUGACUGGCACUUUUGAGAGAAGUUUUUGCAGUUUUGUUUUGCGGUGUUUGGCAGCUCCAGUCAGAACCUUGCAUACGCUUUUCAUGGAUAUCAAUGUCACGCUGGUUUGGGGCAUUUAAAGAUUUAUUCUUUACCAUCCUUCUUACAGGAUGUAAUGAUUUAUACUAGGGUCGUCAAUGUUACAUAAUGCAUAUUAAUCUCAUUACCUAUUUUGACCUAAAAGCGUCACUACAGAAAAGUGAAUGGAUCCACUUUAAAUAAAUAUAAAUAUAGAAAAUAUUUUCUUUUCUUUCUACCAGCAUAUUUGUUCUAAAACCUUUAGAUGGAUAUAAAAUCAAGUUUGUUUGUUUGUUUUUUUAAACCAUAAAAUGAAUUCUUGAUUCUAGACAUAAACUGAUUGUCCCCCCUUUUUUUUAAAGGGUUUAGCUUUAGACGAAUUUUCUUUUUAAUGAGGCUGAAAGUGAGAAUUUCUACUUGGAGAGUAAAUGUUUCUCAGCCCUAAGAUGAGGAGUUAACAGCUAGACCCUACAACAAACCCAAACACAUGGAAACUGAGGUUAAAAGAACAAAACCGGCUAACGUUUGGCUUCAGGAAUGCCUUGACCUCAACUAUGCUCAAAAUUUGUGGAAUAUUCAUAAAGGCUUGGCGAGAUCCAGAGGAAAACAACUUAAAUGUGGUUUACCAGGAAGGUUUGUCAAGCAUCCAUGAAUAUAUCUCCUCACCCAGUUUUAUUUUGUAUGCAAAGCUCUCCUGUAGUCAGAAAAAUAAGCAAUGAGUCAGAUACAUCUUUAGAUAAAAAAAAAAAAAAGAAAAUAAAUGACAUCGACAUCCAUGAUGAGUGUAAACGUGCCUGGAAAUGCUUCAUUUUGAGGUUUUACCUCUAGAUUUUAAGGGAAUUUUCUGCCGUUUUUACCCACUUUUUUUUUUUUUUACCUUGAGAGAGGAGCUAAGCUGGAUGACAUUUUGAGAAAAUUCAACAGUACAUUUUCCUGGAGUUUUUCCUUGAGGUGCCACCAAAAGAGAGGAGAUCUGGUAAAGUGAAAACACUUGUACAUUUCUCAGUGAGAGCUUCUGGACUUUGACUCUUCUUACGCUACCAACACUCCACAAUGAAGAGCAUAAAAACCUUCAUGCUCUUUAUUUUUGCCUCCUAGUUGCAAGGGAAACACAACAGUAUUUCACAGACAUGAACCAGUUACUGAAGUCUGGCCAAGCAGGCAGAUUUGUUGCAUUUAAUGUUGUUUAAAGUUGGUUUUUUUGUUUGGUUUUUUUUUUUGUUGCAGUUUUUGAAUUGUGUGAUUGAAAUGAUGAUGAUAAUAAUGAUACAGGAGUUGAAAAGGUUAUAACUCUAUGCAAUAUAUGUGUAGCUCUUUAUAGGACACUACGUCUCACAACGCUUGGGAGAUGAAAUGAAGCGUUGACGUGCAUUACACUAAAGCGUUUUGCUCUGAUUGUGAUGUUUCUCAUCAAAUGCAGCCAAAGUCUCAGUACAAUGAUGCUGAUAAGUGCCUUAUUUUAAACCGUUUUUUGUUGUUGUUUUUAAAAAAAAAAAUGUAUUCUUGUUUUGUGUUUGUUACGCCGUUUUGUAUGACUUGUAUGUUGCUGACCAGAUUUUUGGACUUUAAAGAAUGCCCACAUUUCUACGUCAGUUUGACCCUCUGUGAAUUGCUGUGAUACUUUAUUUGCAUGGUCGUUGCUCCAUCUCAUUUAUUUUAUUUUUUUUUUUUUUAAAUCGUUGUAUAUUUUGCACAUUUCAUUGGCAUUCUGUUUACGUUAACGCUCGCGUUCUGUCGUGAUCGCGGUGGGACUCAUUUGUUCGGGACGCUCCGGGUCCUUUGGAUUUAAACGCUAAACCAAACAGGCCGCCUGCGGCCGCAACGCAGGCAGCCGUCAAGCUUUUUUGCUCGUUUAUGGUACAUCAAUGUGCAGUGGAUGUCAGAAGUGGACACGCCCCUGUUAAAACGGCAGGUUUUUGUGACUUAAAGCUGCAGUAUGUACAUUUUUAUUUUUAAAAAAUAUGUUGUUUUUUUUUUUUAGAUAUUUGUUAAAACUGUCACCAUCUCAACAGAUAACGAGACAGAAAUUCAUUGGAGAAAAGUCUAGCUCCCCCACCUCGUCCCAGUGCUACUAUUGGUAAAACGUUUAGGAUUUAGUUUCCAAACUUUAAUUUUCCUCUCAUGAGGUAAUUCUUGUCUGGGUUUGGAGGAAUGCUUGCACGUUCUCAGUUGCUAAAAACUAAAACUCCAUCUUCAGAUUUC
Molecule: messenger RNA, 5561 nt
Organism: Xiphophorus hellerii (green swordtail)
Lineage: Eukaryota; Metazoa; Chordata; Actinopteri; Cyprinodontiformes; Poeciliidae
Gene: six5
Product: SIX homeobox 5
Exons: 3
Coding region: 455-3169 (904 amino acids)
Biological process (GO): regulation of transcription by RNA polymerase II
Cellular component (GO): transcription regulator complex; nucleus
Molecular function (GO): RNA polymerase II cis-regulatory region sequence-specific DNA binding; DNA-binding transcription factor activity, RNA polymerase II-specific
Source: RefSeq, a predicted model, not a curated record